Messenger RNA from Adelges cooleyi (spruce gall adelgid), 1375 nucleotides. RefSeq names its product neuronal acetylcholine receptor subunit beta-2-like. NCBI's taxonomy places the organism in Eukaryota, Metazoa, Arthropoda, Insecta, Hemiptera, Adelgidae. Gene Ontology annotation, molecular function: neurotransmitter receptor activity; transmembrane signaling receptor activity; extracellular ligand-gated monoatomic ion channel activity. Gene Ontology annotation, cellular component: membrane; synapse; neuron projection. Bases 65 to 1288 code for a protein of 407 amino acids. The transcript has 9 exons. Gene Ontology annotation, biological process: monoatomic ion transmembrane transport; signal transduction; nervous system process. The record is from RefSeq and is a predicted model, not a curated record.
UCGUUGAUCGACCGCCGUCCAGUCCUUUCAGUAUUUUUUUACUAUUUACACCCGUUACAAGGCUAUGGACGUCGUUUAUCCGCCGGCCGGAUUACUCCUGCUUCUCACCUUCCACCUCUCAUCGACAGACGCAAAUGAAUCAAGUCAAAGAAUGGCUGCAGAGCAAGGACUAAGGGCACAGAUAUUCAACAAGUACGACAAAGUUAUAAUUCCGGCUGCCAUUGAUAAAUCUCUGUUAGUCGAUAUACAGUUUGUAAUCAACAGUGCCGAAUUGAAUUAUGAAACAUCUCAAAUGAUACUCAGCGCCUGGUUUAUAGCAAACUGGAAAGACGAUCGUCUGACUUGGAUCCCAAAUGACUAUGAUUAUUUAAAGGCCAUAGUAGUGAAUCGCCGUUGUAUUUGGUUUCCAGAUAUCAUGCCUUACAACAAUAUAAUAACUUUUGCGGAAACCGAUCAGGCGAAUAACAACUGUCAAGUAAACUACAACGGUUCGGUGAGUUGUGUGCAACCUGUACAGUAUAACGUACACUGUCAAACGGACAUGACUUACUGGCCAUACGACACGCAGACUGCGGUCUUAAGAAUGGGAUCUUGGAUGUAUAACGGUGCCGAACUCAACCUGACUACCGACCGAAACGGAGUAGAAGUGUAUAAUUACCAUUCCGAAUGGGACGUGCAAAAGGUGACCAAUCAGAGGAAUGUAAGAUACUACACGACUGGACCUAACGGAACUGUACCUUUCAUUGAUAUUGAAUACAGCUUUACCAUCAAACGAAAAACACAUCCUUAUUAUUCGGUCAUCUAUGUGCCGGCCUUAUGUAGUGCUAUAUUCAACUUAAUCGCGUUUUGGAUACCUUAUAACCAGUAUGGUAAAACGGCCAUAAACCUGUUAAACGCAUUAUUUGUUUCUGUCGUCAUACUAAUUGUCUAUUCUAAAGUACCACUAAUACUGUCCAGUAUACCUUUAAUUGUCAUCUACUACACUUAUUGUUUGGGACUUAUAGCAGUGACAGCUGUCAUAUCUAUGGCAGUAAAAAACAUGAUCACAGUCAAUAGCCCAUUGCCACAUAGUAUAAGGAAAUUCAUUCAUUCGAGUUACCUAACUUACUUGGGAAUCAAAAUUAAUGAUUUAACAAUCGAUUGCCAUAUGCUCUGCGGAAGCGAAGAAAUAAACAUGGAGAGUAACAACAUUAGUGAACGACAAAAAUUUGCUAAAGUGAUUGAUAGGAUAUGUUUUACUUUAUUUACAACAAUUUAUUUUAUUAUGCUGUUCCGAUAUGUACUUUAAAUUAUUAUGAAUAUUUUAUUUAGCUUACAUUUGGUGAACUGUCAGGAUAACUUAAUGAUAAAGAACUUGUAAAACUUUUACUCUAAA